AUGGAAAGUAGGCAGAGCUGCAGUGCUGGUGGAAGUCUUAUUAAACAUCAAGAAACCCUUACUGGGGAAAAGUCAUAUACAUGCAUGGAAUGUGGAAAGAGCUUCAGCAAGUGUCAACAUCUUACCAAACAUCAAAGCACCCACACGGGGGAGAGGCCCUAUACAUGCAUGGAAUGUGGAAAAAGCUUCAAUGACAAUGCAAACCUUAAAAGGCAUCAAAGAAUCCAUACUGGUGAAAAGCCUUUUAAAUGCAUAGAGUGUGGAAAGAGCUUCAAUCAAAGCGGACACCUUAGAAGACAUCAAACAGCACACACUGGUGAGAGAAUAUACAGAUGCACUGAAUGUGGGAAGAACUACCCUGAAAAUGGAAGCCUUAGAAGACAUCAAAGAACCCACACUGGAGAGAGGCCCUAUACCUGCAUGGAAUGUGGAAAGAGCUUCAACUGGAGUGGUCAGCUUACCUGCCAUCAAAGAAUCCACACUGGGCAGAGGCCGUACACAUGCACAGAAUGUGGAAAGAGCUUCAGACAGAGUUGUCAUCUUCAAAGCCAUCAAAUAACCCAUACUACGGAGAGACCCUAUGCAUGCAUGGAAUGUGGAAAGAGCUUCAAACUAAAUGGGAGCCUUAAAAGGCAUCAAAUAACCCAUACUGGGGAGAAGCCAUAUAGAUGCUUCAAAUGUGGAGAGAGCUUCAAGCAAAAUGUAGUCCUUGCAAGGCAUCAAAGAACCCAUACUGGUGAGGAGCCAUACAAGUGCUUCAAAUGUGGAAAGAGCUUCAGCUGCGGUAAUUCUCUUAGUAAGCAUCAAACUACACAUACUGGGGAGAAGCCAUUCAGAUGCAUGGAUUGUGGAAAGAGCUAUACCGAAAGUGGUAGUCUUAGACUACAUCAAAGAAUCCACACUGGGGCGAGGCCGUAUACCUGCAUGGAAUGUGGAAAGAGCUUCAGUCGGAGUGAUUAUCUCAUAAUCCAUCAUAGAAUCCAUACUGGGGAGAAGCCCUUUAAAUGCAUAGAAUGUGGAGAAAACUUCAGCCAGAGUCACUCUCUUAGGAAACAUCAAACAACCCACACUGGGGAGGGGGCAUAUAGAUGCCUGGAAUGUGGAAGCAGUUUCAGCCAGAUUCAAUUACUUAGAAGGCAUCAAAGAAUGCACAUGGGCGAGAGGCCGUAUAUAUGCAUGGAAUGUGGAAAGAGCUUUACUAAAAGCAAAAGUCUGAGAAAGCAUCUAAGAACCCACACUGGGGUGAGGCCGUAUACAUGCAUGGAAUGUGGAAAGAGCUUCAGCUGGAGUAGUAGUCUUACAAGCCAUUAUAGAAUCCAUACUGGGGAGAAGCCCUUUAAAUGCAUAGAAUGUGGAAAGAGUUUUAGUGAGAGUCAAUCUCUAAGGAAACAUCAAACAACCCACACUGGUGUGAGGCCCUAUACCUGCAUGGAAUGUGAAAGAAGCUUCAGCCAGAUUCAAUCACUUAGAAGGCAUCAAAGAAUUCACACAGGGGAGAGGCCUUAUAAAUGCAUUGACUGUGGAAAGAGCUGCAGUGCCAGUGGGAAUCUUACUCUGUAUCAAAGAGCCCAAACAGGAGAGAGGCCAUAUGGAUGCAUGGAAUGUGGGAAGACCUUCAGCCACAGCAACUCUCUUAAGAAACAUCAACGAACACACACUGGGGAGAAGCCAUACAAAUGUAUGCAGUGUGGUAAGAGCUUCUACCGGAGUGAUCAUCUCAUGAACCAUCAAAGAACUCACACUGGAGAGAAACCUUACAGAUGCAUGGAAUGUGGAAAGAGCUUCAGGCUGAGUCAACAUCUGAAAAAACAUCAAAGAAUCCACAGUGGGGAGAGGCCAUAUAAAUGUAUGCAAUGUGGUAAGAGCUACCAGAGCAAUAAUCUCAUGAACCAUCAAAGAACACAUACUGGUGAGAAGCCUUUUAAAUGCAUACAAUGUGGAAAAAGCUUCAGUUUAAGGGGAAGUCUUACAAAUCAUCAAAUGAUCCACACUGGGGAGAGGCCAUAUAGAUGCAUGGGAUGUGGAAAGAGCUUUACUGAAAGAGGAAGUCUUAGAAAACAUCAAAGAACGUACACUGGGGAGAGGCCAUAUAGAUGCAUGGAAUGUGGAAAGAGCUUCACUGAAGGUGGAAAUCUUCGAAAGCAUGAAAGAACCCACACUGGAGAGAGGCCAUAUACAUGCAUGGAAUGUGGAAAGAGUUUCACUGCCAGUAGAAAUCUUAAUAUGCAUCAAAGAACCCACACUGGGGAGAAGCCAUAUAGAUGCAUGGAAUGUGGAAAGAGCUUCAGUCAAAGUGGAAAUCUUUAUGCACAUCAAAGAAUCCACACUGGAGAAAAGCCAUAUAAAUGCAUGAAAUGUGGAAAGAGCUUCAGUGAAAAUGGAAGUCUCCGAAAGCAUGAAAGAACCCACACCAGGGAAAAACCAUAUAACUGCAUGGAAUGUGGAAAGACCUUUGCUGAAAGUGGAAGUUGUGCUAGACAUGAAAGAACCCACACUGGGAAAAAGCCAUAUAAAUGCCUGGAAUGUGGAAAGAGCUUCACUGCCAGUGGAAGUCUUCUGAAACAUCAAAGAGUACACACUGGGGAGAGGCCCUAUGCAUGCAUGGAAUGUGGAAAGAGCUUCAGCCAGAGCAAUCAUCUUACAAACCAUCAAAGAACCCACACCGGGGAGAAGCCAUAUAAAUGCAUUGAAUGUGGAAAGAGCUUCAGUCAGAGUCAACAUCUUAUGAAACAUCAAAAAACACACACUGAAAAGAGGCCAUAG
Messenger RNA from Varanus komodoensis (Komodo dragon), 2763 nucleotides. Its product is annotated as zinc finger protein 850-like. Gene Ontology annotation, biological process: regulation of transcription by RNA polymerase II. Lineage: Eukaryota; Metazoa; Chordata; Lepidosauria; Squamata; Varanidae. Gene Ontology annotation, molecular function: RNA polymerase II cis-regulatory region sequence-specific DNA binding; DNA-binding transcription factor activity. Bases 1 to 2763 code for a protein of 920 amino acids. The record is from RefSeq and is a predicted model, not a curated record. The transcript has 3 exons.